UAGCUCAUUUGCCGGUUUUUCCCUUCAUUUAUUUUACUCCGUUUGAUCGCUCCACUUGGCCCUCAUCUGUCAAAGCUGGAAGUUGAAGAUGAUCGGAUGAUCGAGGAAAUGCGGUGAGAUGAGAUUUGCUGAGGGCCUUUGAUAUCAGGUUUUUGGAGGGUUUAGCCAUUCGGGAGGAGGAUAAAAAGGAAAAAGAAAGAGACCAGAGGGGGGGCUUCGGAUGAAAAGAGGAAGAGGAAAUAGAGAGGGAUAGCCGGGAGCAAAACAAAAAGAGAAAGUCAGAGAGAGACGGACGAAGAGGAAGGAAGUAAAUCUGGGAAAUGGAAGAGAGUUUCUGUGAGAGCAAAACAAAGGCUGCAGAAAACAGGGCAGCCGAAGCUGCUGCACUCGCGAGGAGCCACCACCCCCCACUUCGUCGGAGGCCGCCGCCAUCGGCACAUCUUUGCCGAGGAAAUAUGUGUGGGAUGGAUAAUGGAAACGAGACUCCGGCAGCUAAUAGGAAUGGCCAUGCUAAUGGUCACGUAGAGUCUCCUAGGCCUAUUUACUAUCGAGCUCUUGGUAGAGGGGUUCGAGUGCGCUACUCGCCUUCUGAUAGAUACCCUUGCUGUUCAUGUAGGUUGAUUUUUGUCUAUCCAAACCACCUUGUGCUAGUCUUGGACGACGAGCGUCGUCAGUUGGUGAACACCAACCUAGAUUUACAGGCGAAGGUAGACGAGUUGAGACAGAUCGUUAGUGCUCAGGGAGAGAGGAUUACGGAGCUUGAGGAGGUACUGGAGAGCGAGGUGGCUACUGCUGCGGUUACUCGUGAGGAACUCCAGAGGACUAGGGCUCGACUCACUAGAUUAGGUGAGGAGGUCCGUGAUCGGGUUUCCGAGAUCCUGGCCGAUGCCACUAAGAUGAUAGAUGGGGUGAUGGAUAUUAUUCAGAGCCCAAAUCAGGAGGAGGAUCCGGAGAAGGAACUUAAGGAGGAGAUUCCCCCUAGUCAUCCUACUAUGGACUAGGUUUAGACUGAUUGACCUUUUGACUGAUAUAGUUAGGAUUAGCUGGGGUGAUACGAGUGUUGAGACCAUUAUAUUUUGCAUGACUGUGUGGCCUACUUUUGAGACACUUGAUUUUGCUUUAGUCUUACAUGACUAAAAGUACUCUUAUGGCACCCGUGUGCUA
This is a messenger RNA of Coffea arabica (coffee), 1164 nucleotides long. NCBI's taxonomy places the organism in Eukaryota, Viridiplantae, Streptophyta, Magnoliopsida, Gentianales, Rubiaceae. The record is from RefSeq and is a predicted model, not a curated record.